Messenger RNA from Crotalus tigris (Tiger rattlesnake), 6450 nucleotides. It is a transcript of the gene IPMK, whose product is annotated as inositol polyphosphate multikinase. Gene Ontology annotation, biological process: inositol phosphate biosynthetic process. Bases 380 to 1606 code for a protein of 408 amino acids. Gene Ontology annotation, cellular component: nucleus; cytoplasm. The record is from RefSeq and is a predicted model, not a curated record. Gene Ontology annotation, molecular function: inositol tetrakisphosphate kinase activity; inositol-1,4,5-trisphosphate 3-kinase activity. NCBI's taxonomy places the organism in Eukaryota, Metazoa, Chordata, Lepidosauria, Squamata, Viperidae. The transcript is spliced from 6 exons.
GAAGAACGGAAGCCACUUUCAGAAAUAGCAACGAGGAAACCGUGCAUAAAACACCUCUCUACCAGUGACUAAAGCACCGUCGCCGCCACCGCACGCUUCGGAUGGCUGCACAGGAAACACAUUCAGGUCACUCUGAGCCAAAGGCUGCUUCAAUCGCUACCAGUGCGCAGGCGCAAAGCGCGACGCGCCUGCUCAGCAGUGCCUCGGUAGCUAUUCUUUGCCUCGCCAAGAUGAGGACCGCUUAGCUCCCUGAGGGAGAGAAACGGAGGCGGAGGCGAGAUGGAGCCCCGGGCCUGGCCGGGUCCACAAACAGACGGACGGGGCGGCGGCGGGCCUUGAGGCUGAAGCGGGAGGCGCAGCCAUCGCGGCUCUCUAGGACAUGGCCACCGAGCCGCCUCGCUGUGUCGAGAACCGGGAGGCCGAGCGGUUAGACGGACUUCCCGGCUCGGCGCCGGCGGGCGCAGCGACAGCGAACGGGGAAGAGGUUAAAGCGACGGUCCGGCUCCUCGACGGCUGCGUGCCGCUUUCUCACCAAGUGGCCGGGCACAUGUUUGGCAAGGAUAAGGGCGGCAUAUUGCAGCAUCCAGAUGGCACUGUCCUCAAACAAUUGCAGCCACCUCCUCGAGGACCCAGAGAACUAGACUUCUACAAUAAGGUAUUUGCUGAUGGAUGUGAAGACUCUGUGUUUCUUGAACUACAAAAAUAUUUGCCAAAAUAUUAUGGAACCUGGUCAUUGCCUACUGCACCUAAUGAUUUGUACCUGAAACUGGAAGAUGUGACACACAGAUUUAAGAAACCAUGCAUAAUGGAUGUAAAAAUAGGCCAGAAAAGCUAUGAUCCAUAUGCUUCAGAAGAGAAGAUAAAGCAACAAAUCAGCAAAUACCCACUAAUGGAAGAGAUUGGGUUUUUGGUGCUUGGCAUGAGGGUUUAUCAUGUCCCUACUGGUAGCUAUGAGACACAGAACCAGCAUUAUGGAAGAGGAUUAACAAAAGAAACGAUAAAAGAUGGUGUGGCUCAGUUUUUCUAUAAUGGAUUCACUCUGAGAAAAGACGCUGUAGCUGUUAGUAUUCAAAAGAUUAAAGAAAUCUUGCACUGGUUUGAGAGCCAGAAGCAACUUAACUUUUAUGCAAGUUCUUUACUAUUUGUCUAUGACGGUUGGUCUCCGUGGUUAAAUGAUGGCUGUUUGGUUGAGAAGAACAAAGUAGCCAAGGACCAAGUGCCAAGUGAUAGUACAGAUAAUACAUUGGAAUGCAACAACAAUAUUCAUAUCAUCAAUGCCUCAGAAACGGGGAAGGUAGAGACUUCAGAUGGCAAAGAUUUUUCUAAAACAUAUACUUUUCACAACAGGCACCAGAAUCAGUUUUUGUUAAGAGACCAUCUAUGGAAGAGCAGUUCUUCCUUUUCACAAAAACAUUUGAAUGGAAAUGUUAUACCUCAGCUUGAAAAAGUUUUCAGCCAAAUGCCCAUGUCUCUUCCAGGAAAUGAAGAAGUUGAAGUCCGGAUGAUAGAUUUUGCUCAUGUAUUCCCUAGUGCUAUGCGAGAUGAAGGUUACAUUUAUGGGCUGAAAAACUUAAUUACUGUCCUUCAGAAUAUUUUAGAUAACUAAAUUUUUGCAGUGAUUUUUACUGAGGGCCAAAUAUAAUGAAAAGCAACAACAUUUCUGCACUUGUGAUCCUUAGUUUAUAUUCUACAUUUUCUUGUCUUUAUACUUUUGGUAGAAUUACCAGGUAUUUUAUAACGUUACUCAGGAAAAUUAUUCUGUAAUUAGUAAAAGAAAAAGCUAAUGAGAUUUAACUGGUAGUUAUAGGAAUCUACAGUUAACAAACAAAGCCUAUCUGAUAUUGGAUAUAUCUUGCAUUGGUUGAAAUGACUUGAGUUAUUUUACAUACUUACGUAUUUUAAUUGAAAACCUGUCAUGCAGCCAUAAUGUUGAGCCAUAUCUCUCCUGGAAUACUAGAAAUCAUUAGAGAAUACUAAAAUUAAAAUUUAACAGACUAUUCAGGAUGAGGGGGCAUCCAUUAAAUUGAAAUUUAUAUCGCUUUUGUGAAUUUACAUUGUUUGCAUAACUACAUAAUAGACAAAUAAUAUCAUUUGCAGUAAAAUAAUGUAGCAGAGAAAUCUUUCAUUUGACAGAAAAACUUGCAUUGAAGUCUGAGCAAAAUGUUAGACCAUUAUAUCAAAAGACCACCAAACUGGGGUCCAUUAAAUUAAAAGUUUACUGUAUUAUUCUUGAAUAUUUGAUAUAUUUUUAAAACUGGAGCUAAUAAUAUUUUUAAGGAGUACAUAUUUAAAAACUAUUCUAGUGUAACUGAUUUUUUUUUAGUGAAAGAUAAUCAUGUUCUGCAUUAUUAAACUUGGGUAGAAGUGUUAAUCUUUUCAUGGCCAAAUAUUCGUAAUAUGUAACAUUCCCCUCUAAAUUUAUGAAAUAGAAAUGAGCCAUCUAAAGAGAAGCUUGCGUUUUGGAGGUUCUAUUAGAAAAUGAAUAAUAAAAUAGUUAAUCAAAAAUAGUUUUAGUUAUUGCAAAGGGGGUGCAGAGUGUAGUCUAAUGUCUGAAGCUACUUUUUAAAUAACUUCUUAGUAUGAACAAAUGGUAUUCAUUAUACAGGUUUGGAUUUGCAAAUGGAAGAUUGGAUUUGCUUUGUAGAAGAAAGAGGAAUAUUGUAAAAAGCUCCUUUGGAGGAAAGGAUAAUAGAACAGUGAUUUUCAUUUAACCCUUUCCCCUAUUUCAUUCCUAAACAGUGUGGAAAGUGAUGCUGGGAAUUGUAUAGAAAAGGAGGAAUUCAUAACAAUUGUCCUUACAUUCAUUUCCUUCAGUUCAAUAGAACUUUGUGCUGAUAUGAAUUCAAUUUUUAAACUGGUGGAUAGUUGACAUUAAAUAGCAGUAGUUUAAAUUUUACAUUUAUAUUUUAUAUUCCAAAUGUGUUAUAUAAAUCUCUAUUAAGUAGUUUUGUUGUAGGUUAUAAAGAAAGCCUUAAUAUCAGAUAUUCAAAGGUAAUAUUAAUUUAAGAGUGAAAUCAAGAAUUCGGUCUUCUGUCAGUAAUUUAAGCCAUAUUGUUGAAAAAUAAUUGCUAUGCAGAAUUGUGCGAAUCAGUUUUCUUGAUCAUUGGUAGCUUAUUCUACUGUAGUUUCUCAUUAACUGUUAUCAGUUAAUUUGGCUAUAUCUGUAUAUUUGCUGCAGCCUGGGAAUGUUUCCAUUGUAGGCCAGUUAAGAACAUAUAAUUCUACAUCUUUCAGGCAAUAACCUCUGUGCUUCAUAGUAUUUGUAGUGUAAUUAUUUUUUUGCUAAUAGUUUAAGGUUCUGGAAUAGUAAGUACUGACAUCAAAUUUUCAAGUUUUGUAAUUGAGUCAUAAAUAUAGUUAAUGUAAAUUAUUCUUUUUGGAAAGUAAACUGCUUUAAAUUGGAAACUAGGGAGAAUUGGUUACAGUUGCCCAAGUAACCCUUCAUUUUUUUAUCUAAUGAAAAGCAUAUUCCAGUUACUUUUAUUGUCUACCAGUUUUUAAACAGUUGUGAAAUAAACAUUUUGCAAUUUUCAUAUGUGAACAAAUCUCAUAUACAUAUACAUAUACAUAUAUACAUAUAUAAACAUACACACACACACACACACACACACACACACACACACACACACAUCCAUCCAUCCUUUGGAUAUAUAAGUGUAGAACUGAUCUUUAUAUUUCAUUUUCUAUUCUAAUCCUUCAGCUUAUUCUGUAUGUUACAACUCUGUGUAUAGAGGAUACAGAUGGAAUAAUUUAUAGUCAUGUUAUGGAGGAAUUGUCUCAGUUUUACCCAUUUAACUGCUUGCUUCUAAUUGAAAUGAAUUUGAGAGCCUGCAUGUUAAGAGUCUGUAAAAUAGCAAUUAUUUUGAGCUUCAGAUUUAAGUCUGUAGUUAGAACAAGGAGUAUUUUAGUAUCUGAUCUAAAGUGUGUUCAAAUUAAGUUACAUUUCUUUGGAAGGAAGAUUUCUAAACUCCUUAGGAAUAGAUAUAAAUAACAACUAAUGACAACUACUUUGUAGCUGUCCCAAACACCACUGAUAUUGACAAGCUUAUCCUUACCACUAAUGCAGAAUCUUAAAUAUUGCUUCCAAUGAGAUUAAGAAGAUGCUCCCUUAAAAUAUAUUAUAUGAAAAAUUAUGUACAAACUAAUAUAAGAAUUUAAAUUCUAUAAUUUUUUUAUAGCCGAACAGUUUCAUUCUUGGUAUUUUGGAUAUUUUGCUUCUUGUUGCAUAGAUCUAUUUAAAACUAUGGUGUUAUGAAAUGUUAAAACUAUUUUAUCUUACUAAUUUUGCAGAAUUAUGCAGUUGUGUAUAAUCAUGUUUCAUAUGAAGGGCAUAUAUUGAGAUGGGAGUUAUUUUUGUUGUACAGGAAAAUGGAAAUUUCUGCUUAUGUUAGAUACCAUUCCAUAAUAGAUUGUUACAUUUUAGGAAGGGACUAUUUUCUGUUAAUGUGCACCUAAUACAAAACUUGAUAGAUUAUAUCCUUGACGUAUCUGAAAAUAAAUCCCCUGAAAUUCGCAGAAGUCAUUAUAAUGUUAAGCCCCCAUCUGAAAUAGUAGAUUUAAAGUUUAUAUAAAAAUAUGUGAUCUUUAUCAAAGUGGAAAGAACUGCCCAAGUUUUGAGAGAAAAAAACCCCACAUCAGAUGUACUAGUUUAGAAAGCGAAAAGGGCACAACCACUUCCAUGUAAACCAUUUUCAAAUGGUUUAUAUUACUCUUUUAAAAGACUGCAGCUUGUAUAAAUAGUCAUUCCUUUUUAUCCAAAUUAUUUUUAAAUUAACAUUAUUUGCAAUAACAUCCUCUACUGAGUGCCUUCUGCUUCAUGUUUGAUACCAUUUAAAUGACAUUAUACAACAUCCAGGGUGACAGAAUGGAAUGCUUUAAUUGAAAGCUUGAACAUAGUAAUACCCCACGAUAGUUCAAGAACACUGUUGUAAUAUUUUAUGUUCAUCUUAAAACCAUUUUUUGCUGGUAAAAGUUCUAUUUCUUCGAUUAUGAAUUGUGUUUACAAAUCCACAAAUUAACCACAUAUUCAGGAACUAAAGCUCUUUGUCCUGCCAGAUGUAGGGCUCAGGGGAUGUUGUGUGGGUCUCUGUUUACAGUACCAGUGGAGGCAAUGAGAUCUAUAGCCGGAGCAAUUUGGGAGUGGCACAUUUGACAGAAGGGAAAUUGGGAUGUAGACUGACAUAGUUCCCUAUCUUUUCUUCCCUGGAUCUCCCUCAUAUCUGACCAGGAUACUUAAAAACUAGAAACUUAAUAUGCAGUCACAUGGAACCCUAUGGCUUGUUGAUGCUCAAUUAGAAUUAGUUGAUUAUAAUUUUUGGUUAGAGGGAUUUCCAUCUUUCUGACUAUGAAUAGGCCUUUAGAUUUAUGAAAAUGAGCUGAAUAUGAGCCUCCACAUCAUACCUGGUAAACAGUUUGAACAAGACAAGUUUGACUUGUAGAUUAAAGUAAGCAAGAUUGUUUUGUAAUUCACACUGAAUUGAAUACAGUUUUUUUUCCUUAAAGUGGAAUUCUUGCAAAUCAUCUCCCUUGAAAAGCUUUAUAUCAUUUCCCCCCCUUUUUUCUGUAUUAAUAUUUCUUACUGGUGAAUCAUUGCAUUUAGGUGUAGAAUGAUGGGCCAUUCAACUGUGAAAUGUUACUCCAUGACAUAUCUACAAGCUACAUACUGCACACUUAUAAUUGUGAAUUAUGGUUCACUGAAGAGUUUAUGCACAUUUAAAACUUCCAUACUAUGAAUAGUCAUAUUAAUCUUGCCUCUUUUUUAACAUAAAUUAAUUUAUUUGUCCUUAGUUUUGUAGGAAUGGCUUCUUUGUAUUUAAAAUUGUUCAUUAUGUUAGAUCUUAUAUAUAAAUUAGCAACAGGAAAAGGAAAACAACAGUGAUAUUGGGAACAAAUAUAUUUUUACACAUUGUCAAAGUGGUAUGCUUUCACAACAUAACAUUGGCACUGGAUAGAAAAUCUCAACUGGCUGAACUGACAUUGAAUUAAAACAUCCAAAUAUGAUGAUAUUGCACAUCUUACCAUGAAUGAUAUAAGUGACAUAAGCACUUUAAUAUUGUGGGAACUGUACUGAAAAAUACAUGGAAACAUGAAAUUGCACCUAUAGCUACUGUGUAUUAAUUUGCAGUUUGUGAUGGAUAGGUGAAAGGGAGAAUUUUACUACUUUAAGUGUAUUGUAUCUGAAUGAAUGUACUUAGUUUGAUCUCAUUUAUUUCUUAUUCAAGAACAAUGGAUUGUGUUGUGCAGUAUUCUUUAAUGGGUUUAUUUGUAUUAUAAAUGAUAAUUUAGGCAGGGGGCACUUACAGACGUGCAGAGAUUUGUUGGUUAUUUUAUCAUUUUAAAAACCCUAUUAUGCUAUAUAUAAAGCAAUCAUUUUGUAAUUUAUGUGAUAUUUAGAUAAUUCUUAUAGCUGUAUAUUUGGCUGACUAUUAAAAUUUCUUUAAUUUAUCUUGA